AGGAGGAGGAGAAAAGGGGGAGGGGGAGGAGGGGGAGGAGGAGGAAGGCUCUCAUCGGGAGCUGCCUCCUCUGGGGCCAGUGGCCAGUGGGGAACCCCCACCGAGCACCCCAGGACCCCCAGAGCCCAGACCCAGCUCCCUGCAGCCCCCACAUCCCCUGAAGCUGAAGGUGGGAGCCCAGCAGCGUGCGUGCUUCCUCCCCCGGAUUUUCUCUCCCAGAGCGCUCUGGAUGGGGAGGAAGAGGAGGCACCAGCCAGAAGCCCCUCAGGCAGCUGACAAUGGCCUGGAGGAUGAGAAGGGGGAAAAAACAGAGACACCGAAUGGAGCAGAGCUGUGUUCUGGACGAUCCAAGGGGAACUUAGCCCAGAAGGCAAACUCAACACCACAGCACCAACCACGGCAAAGCUCCAAGGAACCAAGUGGAGAAGUGAGGCUGGAGCCCCGUGGCCACUGGUCAUCGAGUGUGGGUAGAAGCCCAAAAGGCUGCCAGAGGGAUCCCACGGUGGGGAGAUCCUAUAACAUCAGUGAGGCCGGGAGGCUGGGAGGCACAGCACACAGAGCCUCCUACAGGUGUCCAGACUGUGGGAAGACCUUCAGCAGGAGGUCGUUCCUCAUCCCCCACCAGAGGAUCCACACCGGGGAGAAGCCCUUCACAUGCCACGAGUGCGGGAAGGGUUUCCGAGUGGGGUCGUCCCUCAACAAGCACCAGCGGAUCCACACGGGGGAAAAACCCUACAAGUGCUCAGUCUGCGGGAAGAGUUUCCGCCUCAGCUCCACCCUCAGCACCCACCGGAAGGUUCACACCAGGGAGAAACCCUACACGUGCUUGGUGUGUGGGAAGGCUUUUCGUGUGAACUCAUACCUGCUGGCCCACCAAGCCACCCACAGCAUGGACAACCCCUUCCAGUGUCCUGCCUGCGGGAAGCACUUCAGCAUGAGGAGGUAUCUGGCCAUCCACCAGCGGAUCCACACAGGAGAGAAGCCCUUCAAGUGUCCAGAGUGCAGGAAGGGUUUCAGCCGGAGAUCCAUCCUCAUCGUCCACCAGAGGACCCACACUGGGGAGAAACCCUACAAGUGCCCCGAGUGCGGGAAGGCCUUCAUCAUGAGCUCAGACCUCGCGGCCCACCACAGAAUCCACACCGGGGAGAAACCCUACAAGUGCCUCAGCUGUGAGAAAACCUUCCGCCUGAGCUCCCACCUGACGAGGCACCGGCGGUGCCACACCGGGGAGAGGCCAUACAAAUGCACCGACUGCGGGCAGAGCUACACCGACAGCUCUGGCCUCAUCAAACAUAGGAGGCUCCACGCCAGGGAGAAGAAGUCGACACUCAGCACAGCUCAGGGAGCAAGGAAGAGACGCUACAAAUGCUCCCACUGCGGGAAGAUCUUCAGUAUGAAGUCAGCCCUGAUGGUCCACCAGGUGAGCCACACCGGAGAGCAACCCUACAAAUGCCCCAAGUGUGAGAAGACCUUCAGCCACAGCACGGCCCUAGGGAAACACCAGUGGGUCCACACCAGGGAGAGACCUUUCAAAUGUCCCGACUGUGGGAAGGGCUACACUGACGGUUCCACAUUGCGGAGGCACCGGAGGAACCACACUGAGGUGAGACCUUAUAAGUGUCCCUGCUGCGGGGAAUGCUUCAGCAUCAUCUCCGCUCUCCUGAAGCACCAGCGGUUCCAUACCAAGGACAGGCUUUACAGAUGCCCCGACUGCGAGAAGAGCUUCCACUCUAACUUUCUCCUCGUCACCCACCAGCGAACCCACACAGGAGAGAAACCCUAUACCUGCCCCACCUGCGCCAAAGCCUUCCGCCAAGCUUCCCACCUUACACGGCACCAGAAGAUCCACACGAGGAGUGGAGAGAAAGUGUACGGGUGCAGCAAGUGUGGAAAAACCUUCAAUUGGAAGAACAACCUGAGCCGGCACCUGAGGACGCACACCAGGGAGCAUCCCUACAAGUGCUCCGAGUGCUGGAGGAGCUUCAGCAACCAUUCGAACUUCAUCUCCCACCAGAAGCUCCACCGGGGGGAGAAACCCUAUGAGUGCUUGCACUGCAGGAAGUGCUUCAGCCAGAGCACCAGCCUCCUGGCCCACCACCGGAUCCACACGGGGGAAAAACCCUAUGUCUGCUUCAGCUGUGGGAAAUGCUUCUCCCAGAGGCAAAACCUCACCAUGCACCAGAGCAUCCACACUGGGGAGAGACCCUACUCCUGCCAGGAUUGCGGGAAAAGAUUCCGGAGGAGCUCCGACCUCAUCCGACAUGAGAGCCUCCAUACAGGUGAACGGCCCUACAAAUGCCCCGACUGUGGGAAGGGUUUCACACGGAGCUCCAAGCUGAUGGAACACCAACGGGCCCACACAGGGGAAGCCCCCUACGGGUGCUCAGUGUGUGGCAAGCACUACAAGGCCAACAUCUCCUUGAGGUCCCAUCUGAAGCUGCAGACGUGAGAUGGGCUCGCUGAGUGGCUGGUGGGGCCAUGUCCUAUGGGGAGAUGGAGAGGAGGAAGGUGCCAUGGCCAGGGAGGGCCUGAUGGGUGGAUGGUGGCGAGCAUAGGACCUGGAGGUAGUUGGGCUCGCUGCUGAGAUCGUUCCCGAGUAGUGAUUCUUUCCCUUUUGCACAUUAGCAUUAAAAUAUUUUGGAUUUU
Molecule: messenger RNA, 2646 nt
Organism: Cygnus olor (mute swan)
Lineage: Eukaryota; Metazoa; Chordata; Aves; Anseriformes; Anatidae
Product: zinc finger protein 345-like
Exons: 3
Coding region: 230-2449 (739 amino acids)
Source: RefSeq, a predicted model, not a curated record